AUGCCCACCCCCAGUCCCAAGCCACCAACCAUCACGAUUCCUUCUUUUUCUUCUUCUCCAUCAUCAUCUUCUUCAUUACACAAAGCACCAGCGCUGCCCAAGCUGCGGGACAGCUGUCGCAGCUGCGCCACAGCCAAACUGAAAUGCAGCAAAGAAAAGCCAACAUGCGCACGGUGUGCCAAACGAGGACGCUUGUGCGAAUACCUAGUCAGCCGACGA
This is a messenger RNA of Cryphonectria parasitica EP155, 219 nucleotides long. RefSeq lists its product as uncharacterized. Gene Ontology annotation, molecular function: DNA-binding transcription factor activity, RNA polymerase II-specific; zinc ion binding. The record is from RefSeq and is a predicted model, not a curated record. The annotation marks the transcript as partial. Gene Ontology annotation, biological process: regulation of DNA-templated transcription. The transcript has a single exon. Lineage: Eukaryota; Fungi; Ascomycota; Sordariomycetes; Diaporthales; Cryphonectriaceae.